AAUAUGUAUAAUACAUACAGUUGGUAACUAGUAUCAUAAUUGCAGAAAAUUUAACCUCCAGAAUCCAUAUACGCAUAAUGAAACAUAAUAGUUCAAAAAUGUGAAUAUGAUAUCGAAUACAUAAGUUCUAUUUCUCUGAUAUCUAUAUUUUAUGAUUUAAAUGACGAAAAUUGCAGAUACAGCAAAUAGAACUAGUAUCUCUUAGACAGUGAAGAGCUUCAGAACAAAGUGCACAUAUUGUAAUUUAUAUUUCUAACUUAUUGCUCGGCGCAAGUACUUCAAAAAUGUUGGAAAAUAUAAAUAAGGAAUUGUUACCAAUAAAAACACAUUAUUUUUUAUUCAAUGCAGCUACUGGACCAAUAGUACCAUUUUUGCCAACAAUAGCAAAACAGUUAGGCUUCAAUGCUUUCUUAACUGGCACUAUAUACACAAUAUUGCCAAUUUCUGGUUUAGUAGCAAAACCUUUGUUCGGAGCAUUAGCUGACAAAUUCAAAAUUCACAAAAUGAUUUUUUUAAUGUUUCAAGCUGUUGUGGCAAUAACUAUGUUUUCCAUAUAUUUUAUACCAGAAGUAGAGAGUAGUGCAAAUGUUCAACUUACUUGUAAUGGUGAUGCAUCUAUAGAAAUAUGUUCAAAAAACGGAUUCCCUGAAAAAAUUAUAAAUAAUGUGAUAACAGAGACUGUUCACUUCAACGUAUCGUGUCAAGCAUCAUGUAAAGCCUCAAAAGAACUUUAUAAUGAAAUGUGCUCAUAUUGGAAAACACCUCAGUUUUGUAAAUUAGUAAAUUCAACCUCUAUUUUAAAUAACGAUACGAUUAAUUUUACCAUAAUAUUUGAUAUGUUUCAUGAUCUUCAUAUAAGCAACUGCAUAUACAUACAUAGUUUUAUUGUCAAAUUUUUAGAUAAUAUACCAUAUAAACCAACUUGUGAAAAUUAUGUGAAAACAUCAUGUUUAAUUACGUGUCAUAAUAAUGCCACCUUUAAUCAGUUGUUACAUGAUGUUAAUGUUGCUCAAAAUUCUGCAGAAAAUACAAGAUAUCAGUUUUAUUCAUUUCUGUUGGCAACUAUAAUUAGUUGGAUUGGAAUGGCAGUUGUUGUCAGCAUAGCUGAUGCUAUAUGUUUUAAUCUCCUUGGAAACGAAAGAAGAAAAGAAUAUGGGAAACAAAAGAUGUGGGGCAGUAUUGGUUUUGGUAUAUUUGGAAUAAGUGCAGGAUAUUUGGUAGACUUAUUUAGUGAAGGAAAAUUACAAAAAGAUUAUACUUGUAUAUUUUAUAUCAUGUUGGUCAUUAUGGUUCUCGAUAUCAUUGUGUCCGCAACUUUAAGGAAGAAAAAUCCAGAAUACUCUGAGGAUGAACCUUCAAUAUUAUGGGAACUACUCACUAUCCUUAAAGAGGGUAAUGUGUUGGCAUUUGGAUGGUGGUGCAUAGGUGCUGGAAUGUGUACUAGCGUAGUGUGGAAUUUUCUAUUUUGGUAUACUGAAGAUUUAGCAAAUAAUUCACAAAUAACAUGGCUGAAAACUUUACAAGGCCUUAUGACAGGCGUACAAUGUUUCCUAGGAGAAUUACCAUUUAAUUUUAUCUCGGGAACUGUUUUACAAAAGUUGGGUCAUGUAAAUGUUAUGAGUUUAGUUUUAUUGGUAUACGCAAUCAGAUUUAUGGCAUACAGUGUUGUAUCAAAUCUAUGGUGGUUUUUAGUUAUUGAAAUACUUCAUGGACCUACUUUAGGACUUUGUUGGCCUACAAUGGUAUCAUAUGGUGAUAAGGUAACACCACCUGGUACCAAAGCUACUAUACAAGGAUUCAUUGGUGCAAUUUUCGAAGGAAUUGGAGUAUCAAGUGGUAGUUUAAUAUGUGGAUGGUUAAUAAACAAGUAUGGUAGUGUUGUAGCGUUAAGAGCAUUUUCAAUAGGAGCAUUAUUGUGGCUAACUUGCUUCUGGCUCAUUCAAUUGUUCCUAAGAAAAUUUAAAACAUCGCCGAGACACAUGGGCCACAAUCAUUUGGCAAAUUAUUCUAAUCCAGAUGAUGCUAUUCUUAUGACUAUGAGUCGUGAAUUACAAACUUAUUAAUAAAAUAAAAACGACAGCGUUUUUUUUUUAGAAAUUUGAUAUAUUCAUUGUUUACUUAAAUAUGACGACUUUAGUUGAAUGUAGUAAAAUAUAUAUUUUUUUCGUAUAAUA
Molecule: messenger RNA, 2174 nt
Organism: Frieseomelitta varia
Lineage: Eukaryota; Metazoa; Arthropoda; Insecta; Hymenoptera; Apidae
Gene: Sugb
Product: major facilitator superfamily domain-containing protein 6
Exons: 10
Coding region: 285-2063 (592 amino acids)
Cellular component (GO): membrane
Source: RefSeq, a predicted model, not a curated record